Suillus discolor is the source of this 1311-nucleotide messenger RNA. RefSeq names its product DNA glycosylase. Bases 1 to 1311 code for a protein of 436 amino acids. The record is from RefSeq and is a predicted model, not a curated record. Gene Ontology annotation, cellular component: nucleus; protein-DNA complex. Gene Ontology annotation, biological process: base-excision repair; base-excision repair, AP site formation; DNA alkylation repair. NCBI's taxonomy places the organism in Eukaryota, Fungi, Basidiomycota, Agaricomycetes, Boletales, Suillaceae. Gene Ontology annotation, molecular function: DNA-7-methylguanine glycosylase activity; alkylated DNA binding; DNA-3-methyladenine glycosylase activity. The transcript is spliced from 8 exons.
AUGCCUGUAACACGGUCAGCUACUCGGUCAGUUGCGUCAACGCCAGCGGGAGGAAGCAACAAGACAACAACAGCGGUAUCACCAUCUGCGGUGGGCAAGUCCAGCAAGCGAAAAGCCGCUGAAGAACCCCCAGCAGCCAAGAAGACGCCUCGCACCAAGAAAACAAAGUCUUCUGAAUCCGAUAAAAGUGCUAUGACAUUGCUCACACCGGAUGGAUUCAUACUGCCUCCGCCGCCUCCCUUGCAGAACGAGUCCGAGGACUUGGUUCCCGCAGUGUUAACAUUCUCGUUUGAGGAGGCUAAAGCGCAUCUCAUUCGCGCUGACCACCGCUUUGAGGAUAUAUUCACAAAGCUCAAAUGUAAGCCUUUCGAGUUCCUUGAACAGGUCCAUCCAUUCCGGGCGCUUGUAGAAUCAAUUCUUGCCCAACAAAUUUCAUGGCUGGCAGCGCGAUCGAUCACCCACAGGUUUACUCGGUUGUAUGACCCGUCAUUACCCGAAAAAGUAGCAGAUUAUUCUGCAUCAAGAUCUCCAACAUCUUUCUUCCCUACCCCUUAUCAAGUUGCCAAUACGGAUAUCAUAACACUCAAGUCCGCUGGUCUCAGUACACGCAAAGCGGAGUACGUACAAGACCUUGCUGCGCGAUUUGCAGAUGAAAGGCUUUCAACAAAAAAACUGCUUGCUGCAGAUGAUGAAAGCCUUGCUGAAAUGCUUAUAGAAGUGCGAGGGAUCGGACGGUGGACUGUUGACAUGUUCGCAAUCUUCUCCCUCCGUCGUCCAAACAUUCUCCCAGUGGGUGACCUCGGUAUGCAGCGGGGAAUGUUGCGCUGGUUUCUCUCCCGUCAUUCGUCUAAGCACACAUUUACACUUUCACCGCAUAAACUGAGCGGUAGCAAACCCAAUGACGAUAAAACAAAACCGGCAAGUACUAGCGCGAUGGGACCACCGCCUGCAACGCCUGCACCGAAAACAACCCCUAGUUCUCAACUGACAGGAGAUGUAGAACUAGACAAUGAGGUGUUACCGACAUCACCUGAAUCACAAUUGAAGGCUCCCGCUUCAAUUGAAUCGAUUUCUGCGUUUCCUGAACCGUUCACUCCCUCGAUUGAGAAGACUCUCGAGGCAGAUGCGAUGAACACAGAACCCCUUCCCGAAGGUCUGAGCGUCGCGAAUUUGAAAUCAAGGCUAGAAGGAAAGAAGAUAAAAGGAGCGUUCCUUACUCCGAAAGAAAUGGAAGAUUUAACCGCAUCUUGGGUGCCAUAUCGAAGUCUAGGUGUUUACUAUAUGUGGGCUCUAUCAGAGGAGAAGAAAUAG